AGGAGCCUGACUGGGGCAAAGUUUCCACGCGGAGAGUGAGCGAGUCAUCUCUUUGUCGCUCCAGCCAGCACAGAAGUGAAGAUGGCCAAAGUCCCUGACCUCUUUGAAGACCUGAAGAACUGCUACAGUGAAAAUGAAGAAUACAGUUCUGAUAUCGACCAUCUCUCUCUGAAUCAGAAGUCCUUCUAUGAUGCCAGCUAUGAGCCACUUCCUGGGGACGGCAUGGAUAAACUUAUGCCUCUGAGUACCUCUAAAACCUCUAAGACAUCCAGGCUUAACUUCAAGGAGAGUGUGGUGGUGGCGGCAGCCAACGGGAAGAUUCUGAAGAAGAGACGGUUGAGUUUAAAUCAGUUCAUCACCGAUGACGACCUGGAAGCCAUUGCCAAUGACACAGAAGAAGAAAUCAUCAAGCCCAGAUCAGCAACAUACAGCUUCCAGAGCAACAUGAAAUACAACUUCAUGAGGGUCAUCAACCACCAGUGCAUCCUGAAUGAUGCCCGCAAUCAAAGCAUCAUUCGAGACCCGUCAGGUCAAUACCUCAUGGCUGCUGUGCUGAAUAACCUGGAUGAGGCAGUGAAAUUUGACAUGGCUGCUUAUACAUCAAAUGAUGAUUCGCAACUUCCUGUGACUCUAAGAAUCUCAGAAACCCGACUGUUUGUGAGUGCUCAAAACGAAGACGAACCCGUGUUACUGAAGGAGCUGCCUGAGACACCCAAAACCAUCAAAGAUGAGACCAGUCUCCUCUUCUUCUGGGAAAAGCAUGGCAAUAUGGACUACUUCAAAUCAGCCGCCCAUCCAAAGUUGUUUAUUGCCACAAGGCAGGAAAAACUGGUGCACAUGGCACCGGGGUUGCCCUCUGUCACUGACUUUCAGAUACUGGAAAACCAGUCUUGACUCUGGUGUCUACUUACCUGUGAAGUGUUGACAGGCCGUAUGUACCAUGUACAUGAAGGAGUUAAAUCUUUCACUCUUAGUCACUCGCUGAGCAUGUGCUGAGCCUUUGUAAUUCUAAAUGAAUGUUUACUCUCUUUGUAAGAGAGGGAGCAAAGUCUGGUAGAACCAACACUAACAAAUAACAUUGCUUAGUAUUUAAAAAACACACUGUCAUUUACAAACUACCAAUCAUUUUAAUUAUUAUUCUGCAUAACAAUCUUGGGAGGACCAGGGUUACUGACUAUGGCUACCAAAAAGGCUCUACCCAUAUUACAGAUGGGUUAACUAAGGCCUGAGGAUAUUAAGAAGUAUCCACAAUAGCAGCUGGAAUGAGAAGCUAUGGACCCAGGAUUUCAUUCCACCUGCUUACCUUUUGCUUUUAAGUUGCUGAUGGACCCUAUAUCCAACAUUGUAAGUUUCUGGAACCUCAAUUUGAUCUUAAAAAAAUAUAUAUACAUAUAUAUACACACACACAUACAUAGCAUAUACAUGUACAUUAUGUAUAUAAUAUUUAUUAUUAUAUCUAUUAUAUCUAUGUAAUAGAUUAUUUCUCCUUCCUGCCUCAACAGUAUUCUAUGACAAACAGUGAGCUUGUUUUAGUAAAAUGCUUCUUGAAGCUGAGCCUCCAGAAGAAGGCAAAGCCUGAAAUGUUAUUUUAAGUUAUUAUUUAUAUAUAUGUAUGUAUUUAUAAUAUUAUUUCUAAUAUAAGUAUAACAUAUUAUUAUAUUUAUAUCAACUCCUUGUGAUCUCUGAGUGUGACCAGUCAUCUUCAAUGAUAGCAGACAGUGUUUUCCAGGUUGAAUGAGUUGGAGGUACUAAGGCAUUUUGAGCCAAGUUGUUGUACUUUUUCCAUGGCCAUGAAGGUCUGUAUUCUAGUAACUGGGAGCCCUGUAAUUAUGAUAAUAAAUUUAUAAUAAUUA
Molecule: messenger RNA, 1853 nt
Organism: Phacochoerus africanus (Common warthog)
Lineage: Eukaryota; Metazoa; Chordata; Mammalia; Artiodactyla; Suidae
Gene: IL1A
Product: interleukin 1 alpha
Exons: 7
Coding region: 82-894 (270 amino acids)
Biological process (GO): cytokine-mediated signaling pathway; cellular response to lipopolysaccharide; positive regulation of immature T cell proliferation in thymus
Cellular component (GO): extracellular region
Molecular function (GO): interleukin-1 receptor binding; cytokine activity
Source: RefSeq, a predicted model, not a curated record